GUGAAAUCGUAACUAUUGUUGGAGGCUCUCCUAUGGCAGUCAACAUGCUGCUCCCCUACAUGCCAUUUCUGACAGACUAUUGGCCAUUUCUGGUGGCUGGUGUAGCUUGCUUUGCCGCUGCCAAAUAUCUAUUCACCGUUGUUUCGGAGGCUCCUGAUGAAAAAACUCUUGGAGAAGAGGAGGAGCUCAUAGGGGAAGACGAGCUAGACAUGGACAGUGUAGACGGGGGCCAAGACCCUGACAUAGCCUCAGCCCUACCCUGGGACUUGGAGCAUGUGCCCUACAUCUUCACUCGACUUUCACUUGAAGAGUCAUUACAGCAGUCCAAGGAAUUCUAUGAGAAGAUGAACACUCGUCGCACAGUUCGCUACUUCAGUGCUGAUCCUGUGCCUAAAGAGGUCAUUUACAACAUCAUCCGAGCAGCUGGCACAGCCCCUAGUGGAGCACACACCGAACCUUGGACUUAUGUGGUAGUGUCGGACCCGACCAUCAAACAGCAGAUCAGAGAAAUUGUGGAGGCUGAAGAAGAGGAAAACUACAAGAAGAGGAUGGGCAAGAAGUGGGUGAUGGAUCUGCGGCCACUCAAGACCUCCUGGAAGAAGGAAUACUUGACGACAGCUCCCUACCUGAUCCUGGUGUUCAAACAGAUGUUCAGUUAUACGGAGGACGGCGCAAGGAAGGUUCACUACUACAAUGAGAAGAGUGUUGCUAUCGCGUCUGGUAUCCUCAUCACGGCCAUUCACAUGGCCGGACUGGUGUCGCUGACCAGCACGCCCCUCAACUGUGGCACUGCUCUGCGUACUCUGCUUGGUCGGCCCAUGUCCGAGAGGCUUACUCUGCUGUUGCCCGUAGGCUAUCCAGCAGAAGACGCUACUGUACCUAACCUAGCUCGGAAACCCCUGGACGAGAUCAUGGUUGAGAUUUGAAACUCACAAUGGAAAGCUUGUGACUAAAGUGAGAUUAUUGAAAGCAGGUACAGUAGAAGCAAGAGUAGGUUCUACAUAAUAAAGGAAUAUAAUUGAAUGAUAUUAUGCAAAUAACACAAUACAUAAAAGUUAUAAAGCUGUAUGAAACCUGUCACAAAAAAUCGCUCUACUUAAAAUAAUGAUGAAAAUAUCUGGUAGUGUGUCAAUCACAGUAACUAUAUUCACACAGUAUUUUAUCAGCAGGUUUUUACUUUUUUUAAAUACCACUUUUGUCUGUGAUCUUUUCCAUUCUGCAAUUCGUAGUAGGAAAUAAUCUAUUUCAUGUUUCUAUGAAAGGUUCAUCAUUAGUUUUAUGUUUUGUGUGUUUGAUAAGGUGGGAGAACAAGAACACCCAGCUAGUCAUCGUUUUGUGCCGUUCAGACAGCCUUUAUAAGUAUGAUUUAUUAAUUUUUUUUAAUUUGUUUUCCAUGAUCUUGUUACGAUCAAUUAAAUUGAGGAUUAACCGUUAUAUUUUAUAGUAUUUAUAUUUAUUUAUACUUAUAUUUUAUUGUAUCAACGAUUAUUGGUAGUAAUAUUCAGUGUUUUGUUGUUCAUAUGCUUAGGUUUUUAAAAAUAUUUGGAGUAAGAGUAUUGUAUGUAUAUUACACCAAACUUGAUUGUUCUAUGUCUAAGUAUAAGAAAAGAUUACAUGUAAUUACACGUAUUAAGGCUUAAUUUGUAAAUAAAGUAAGUGU
Messenger RNA from Macrosteles quadrilineatus (aster leafhopper), 1660 nucleotides. It is a transcript of the gene Iyd, whose product is annotated as iodotyrosine deiodinase. Gene Ontology annotation, molecular function: oxidoreductase activity. The coding region runs from base 33 to 926 and encodes 297 amino acids. The record is from RefSeq and is a predicted model, not a curated record. Lineage: Eukaryota; Metazoa; Arthropoda; Insecta; Hemiptera; Cicadellidae. The transcript is spliced from 7 exons.